Molecule: messenger RNA, 525 nt
Organism: Saccoglossus kowalevskii
Lineage: Eukaryota; Metazoa; Hemichordata; Enteropneusta; Harrimaniidae
Product: carbonic anhydrase 9-like
Cellular component (GO): plasma membrane
Molecular function (GO): zinc ion binding; carbonate dehydratase activity
Source: RefSeq, a predicted model, not a curated record
AUGAACGCCAUAGUUGUCAUAGUUCUUGUGGUUCUGGUAGCUGACUCGUACGCGAAACCCUUGAAGAGAGGCUCCGGUCCUAAUUUAUGGUGGGACCAAUUUGAAGAAUGUGCUGGACUGAAACAAUCACCAGUUUACCUGAAAAAAAGCAUCGCAGUGGACCAAUGCUUUGAAGAUAUAAAGUUAACGGGAUUUGGUACCACCCCACCAGUAGGUGCUACCAUGACACUGACCAACAAUGGUCAUACUGUUAAAAUGUCACUUAGUGGUGACUACCUUGUUGAUGGUGGUGGACUUGGAGCAACCUACAGAGCCGGGCAGUUUCAUUUUCACUGGGGUAAAAACAAUGAUCGUGGAUCUGAGCACUUCAUGGACUUUACACCUCACCCAGCUGAAAUGCACAUUGUGACCUAUGACACUAGCCGCUUCGGAAGUAUAGCUGAAGCUGUGGGGGAAGAUGGUGGAUUGGCUGUUUUAGGUUUUCUUAUAGAGGUUAGUCCCACCCGAGACCAAACGAUAAAAUAA